UUAAAACCCGGAGCUCUGACGAGGGAGGAUCCGGAGCUACACAGACGCGGCGCAAACAACUCCGCUCCGCCGCUCCCCCGGGAGUGGAAGCUAGGAGGGAGAAGGGGGCGGAUAGGAAGCCGGGCAUGCUCAGUAGACGCGACAAAGUUUUUUUUUUUUCUCUCCCUCCUCUCCCUCUCUCUUUUUUUUUUUUUUGGUCGCAAGUAGGAAGCUUUUUGCACUCCACCACCUCUGGCCGCUGGGAAGACGUCAUCGCUUCCGCCCUACUUCCUCCUCCUGUUGGCGGCGGUGAGAAUCCAAUAUGGAGUAAAUCGGUAGAGUCAAGAGAUGGGGCUCGGACGGGGCGCCCUGCACCGCCUCCUAGGCGCACCUCCCCCGGCCUCCGACCGCUCCCCGAAGCCGUGAUUGGCCCGGCCCCCGGGGGCGACCCCGGACCAAGCCCCAACCCGCGACCGGCCCUCUUCUCUUAGCAGUCCCUGCCGCUCCACGGCGCGCUUGUUUUUCUCCUCGUCUCCCUCACUGCCGUCCCCUGUCCAAACCUCUCCGCCUCCGCCUGCUCCCGAGCCCCCGGAGCCCCCGCCCGCUUAGCCCCUCGGCGCUGCGGCGCUUCUUAACCCCUGAAGCUUGCCUUUGCACCCCUUCCCCCAAACCACUCCGCGCCUCGGUUGUCCUGCUUCCCCUUUCCCUUCUGCCUUGUGCGGCGCCCCCUUCCCCAACCAAAUCAGGCGAUCUCCGGAGAUGUGAAGAAGGGGGGUGAGCGGACAGGAAGAUGAAGGGAGCAAAGCUGCCCGCCGCGGGACAGGCAUCUAGGUGAACAGGAAAAUGACCGAAGAAACACACCCGGACGAUGACAGCUAUAUCGUGCGUGUCAAGGCUGUGGUUAUGACCAGAGAUGACUCCAGCGGGGGAUGGUUCCCACAGGAAGGAGGCGGGAUCAGUCGCGUGGGGGUCUGCAAGGUCAUGCACCCCGAAGGCAACGGACGCAGCGGCUUUCUCAUCCAUGGCGAGCGGCAGAAAGACAAACUGGUGGUGCUGGAAUGCUAUGUGAGAAAGGACUUGGUCUACACCAAAGCCAACCCAACCUUCCAUCACUGGAAGGUCGACAAUAGGAAGUUCGGGCUUACUUUUCAAAGUCCUGCUGACGCUCGAGCCUUUGACAGGGGAGUGCGGAAAGCAAUUGAAGACCUCAUAGAAGGCUCAACCACAUCAUCUUCCACCAUCCAUAACGAAGCUGAGCUUGGGGAUGAUGACGUUUUCACGACAGCUACAGACAGUUCUUCUAAUUCCUCUCAGAAGAGGGAACAACCUACUCGGACAAUCUCCUCCCCCACAUCCUGUGAGCACCGGAGGAUUUAUACCCUGGGCCACCUCCACGACCCGUACCCCACGGACCACUAUCCCCUCGAACAGCCGAUGCCCAGGCCCUACCGCCAGGUGAGCUUCCCGGACGACGACGAGGAGAUCGUGCGCAUCAACCCCCGGGAGAAGUUCUGGAUCACGGGCUACGAGGACUACCGGCACGCGCCCGUGCGGGGCAAGCACCUGGACCCCUUGGACGACGCGGACUCCUACGUGCGCUUCGCCAAGGGCGAUGUCCCCAAGCACGACUACAACUACCCCUAUGUGGACUCCUCAGACUUUGGCCUCGGCGAGGACCCCAAAGGGCGUGGGGGCAGCGUGAUCAAGACCCAGCCAUCACGGAACAAGUCCCGGCGGCGGAAGGAGGACGGCGAGCGCUCCCGGUGCGAGUACUGUAGGGACAUGUUCAACCACGAGGAGAACCGGAGGGGCCACUGCCAGGACGCGCCCGACUCCGUGAGAACUUGCAUCCGCCGGGUGAGCUGUAUGUGGUGUGCGGACAGCAUGCUCUAUCACUGUAUGUCGGACCCCGAGGGCGACUAUACAGACCCGUGCUCGUGCGACACUAGCGACGAGAAGUUUUGCCUCCGGUGGAUGGCUCUUAUUGCCUUGUCUUUCUUGGCCCCCUGUAUGUGCUGUUACCUGCCCCUUCGGGCCUGCUACCACUGUGGAGUGAUGUGCAGGUGCUGCGGAGGGAAGCACAAAGCGGCCGUGUGACUGCGUGUCCCUUCUCCCCUCCACCCACAGCUACAAGGGAACUUGUCUCCUACACGCCCUCAUCCUCUCCUUGCUCCCUGGGACCUGGAGGUGCCAUUCCAGCCCAGGGAACCCGCCUGGUGGACUCUGCACCCCCCUGGCCACCAACUCAUCCAUCCCCGCACACAGUGUUCUAAAGAAAGGAACCUCCAGUAGACUCCCGUGUAUUAACAAUCUGUAAUCAAGCUGUCGUACAUCUGUGUUGAUUUCCUGCCUUUUCUCCCCACCUCUUCCAGUUCAAAGGUGACUGCAGUUGGAACUGCUGAUUUUUUUUGGUGGGUUCUGUAGUUGGGUUUUCCAAGAGCAUCAGAGACUAUCAUUCUCUUGGCCGAGCGCCUGUUGCUGUAGCAUCGCCGGGUUCCUGAGGGAGUGUGACGUCAGACUGGUGAAACCCAACCACGAGCAUUGCAACCUGCCGUUAGUUCUCCUGUCUAGAAGGUGAGCUAGUUAACAAACUUCUACCACAAAACCGGAUUGCUUUAACUUUUCUAAAGCCAAAUUCCCCAUGUAAACUGCAGUUUCUAUCUUGAGCCCAUCAUUUUCUGCCCCCGACCCCAAAUCUGUCAGUUCUUCACGAUGCAAAACAUUCACCCAUAAAAUGACUGAGAGUUGAGCCUUAACUUCGGAUUAACUUGUGAGAAUCAGGAAAAUUCCUUAAAAUGCAUCACAUCCUCGGGCCAGGGCUAGAAAGGGGAUUUCAGAUUUCUCUGAGCCUCCCCAGUUAUCCCUAAGGUAGACUUUUUAAAAUUGUGUUGCCACCACUUCUAAAAAUUUAGCAAUAUUGGAAGAAAAAUGCUAAUUAAGAAAUUUUGCUCAUUGUUUUGGAAACCAAAAUACUCUUUCAAACACAAACCAGUGCUGAGAAACACUACGGGUCGCGGUGAAACCAUGGGAGCUACCCCUUACCCCGGCCCCAGCAGGUAUUUUCUGUUUGGGGAGGGGAGCAUUUUAAAUGUCAUAAAUUUGAGGAGUGGUGGAUUGUAUUUCAUUCGUGGGUUUGUGUUUCUGCUUUCCUUUUGGACUCAAUUUCAAGUCACCAAAUUCUUCAUUUAUACUUGGGAAAAAACAAGGCCAUAUGUAAAAAACCUUCCGAUGCCUAAGUGUCUUUCUCCUGCAGCUCCGAACCCAGACUUGCCACUUGGUGCGCACAAAUGAUUGAGUCAGCAGGCUGGGUCUGCCUGUCGCCUUGCCACAUACGAGGCUUCGAAUUAGCUGGAAAAAGAGUAUUUUUUCUAAUCUAUUGCAAAGAAUAGCCAAAUCGUAAGGCAGAAGGAAGAGAAGUGAAGAGUGGUUUACCUGUACCUAGCAUAGUACAAUCAAAACGUCAUGGAGAGCAUAGGGCAGGCUUGUCCACACUGGCUGUUCUUCCGCCACGGUCUUCCUGUGGUGACGGCCGGCUGAGGGCACGGCCCGGUCCCUCUCCCCUGCUGCCCCCACCCCUUCCCUGUCGCACACACAACAUCAGCCUUCAAGGAAAGGGCCCUUUUUUCCAGUCUACCGGUCGUACUGGGAAAGUGUUGGCCACGCUUACCUUCAUGGGAUGUUUUCAGCUCAUCUGAGAGCCUGUUGUGUUUCUUUAGUCAGAUCAUCAGUGUAAAUACUCACUGUGCUUCCAAGUUCGUCGGUAGUUGUUUUCGUUUGUUGGAGUGACUGGUGUGGGCCUCUCAGUCUGGAAAAGGAGCAGAGGGCUGUCAAUCUGGUGAAGGAAGAACCACUCCCCGCCUGGAGAACAUCUAGAAAGCCUCCACCAGCCUCCAACUGUUACUGAGAGACCACCCCCCACCCCGCCCCAGCCCCCCUGAGGUUUUUUCUCACGGUCUUUCUCAAGGUCUCUUCUCUACAAAGCACAACACUAAUGUAUUUUUUGUCAGACCUCAGUUCAAGUGCCCCUAUUUAUUUCAGUGAGAAUACACGCAGCCCAGACGCUUCUCGUUGGUCGUCUCUGUUCAGUUCCUGUUUCUAUCUUCCUUCACCCCUUGUCCUGUUCCACCCGUUUGGAGAAUCGUGCCAGUGGAUCUUACUCCACGCAUGCUUUCUGGUUUGUGAAGGCAGCGGUUAAGGGCACAAAGGACAGCCCUGGGGACACGGAUGUAAAUACGUCUCUCUCAAGUCGCCACACUGCAGCUGAACAGUGUGUAGCAUUUUCCCAGUCGGCUUUGCCAUACUGACGUCAAUCAUUUGAGAAAAAUUAUUCAGAUUUUAUUUUUGUAUCUGUGGUAACAACACAUUAACCAAAAGAUUGUCUUGUUUGGAAGCGCCCCCCCGACCCCCAAGCUAUUUGCUCACAUUAACAAAUUUAAGUGCCUGAAGCAUAAUUCAUUCUUUACCUGUAUACUAAAAACCCUGUUGUAUUGAUUUUUUUUAUAAUAACCCUUUUUACCUCUGUGUAAAAAAUAUAUAUACAAGUGUAUGAUGUACAUUUUAAGUUCUUAACUUUUUUUAUGGUUUCUAAUAUGUAUGACCAAUGUAGCCAUUGCUUUCCAACGUACUGUGUAAAUACAAACACAUCCUACGAGA
This is a messenger RNA of Phyllostomus discolor (pale spear-nosed bat), 4632 nucleotides long. It is a transcript of the gene SPRED2, whose product is annotated as sprouty related EVH1 domain containing 2. Gene Ontology annotation, molecular function: protein kinase binding. Gene Ontology annotation, cellular component: membrane. Lineage: Eukaryota; Metazoa; Chordata; Mammalia; Chiroptera; Phyllostomidae. Gene Ontology annotation, biological process: multicellular organism development; negative regulation of MAPK cascade. The transcript is spliced from 6 exons. Bases 823 to 2076 code for a protein of 417 amino acids. The record is from RefSeq and is a predicted model, not a curated record.